Molecule: messenger RNA, 1341 nt
Organism: Raphanus sativus (radish)
Lineage: Eukaryota; Viridiplantae; Streptophyta; Magnoliopsida; Brassicales; Brassicaceae
Product: CMP-sialic acid transporter 4
Exons: 15
Coding region: 94-1161 (355 amino acids)
Biological process (GO): pyrimidine nucleotide-sugar transmembrane transport
Cellular component (GO): Golgi membrane
Molecular function (GO): pyrimidine nucleotide-sugar transmembrane transporter activity
Source: RefSeq, a predicted model, not a curated record
GUUUAUACUAUCUACAUACUGUAUUAUUUUAAAGCUGGAGUUAAAGUGUUGUUGGGAGCAGAGAUCAGAUCAGAGAGCUUUCUUCAAUCAACAAUGGAAUAUCGCAAAAUCAAAGAUGACGACAAGGACGAUCACGACGUCGCUUCUGAUCUCGAGAGCUUGAAAGGAAAAUCUCACACCGUUGCGGCGAGUAACAUUGCUCUGGCUACUCUUGGUAGUGGUGGAUCCACUGAGCGUAUAAACUGGAAACGAAAGGGUGUAGUCACAUGUGCACUGACUAUUCUCACGAGUUCUCAAGCCAUACUCAUCGUUUGGUCCAAGCGAGCUGGCAAGUAUGAGUACAGUGUUACCACCGCCAACUUCUUGGUUGAGACUCUGAAAUGUGCGUUGUCUCUACUUGCAUUGACAAGAAUAUGGAACAACGAUGGUGUUACUGACGACAAUAGGUUAAGCACAACAUAUGACGAAGUUAAAGUCUUCCCCAUUCCUGCAGCUUUGUAUCUUUUCAAGAAUCUCUUACAGUAUUAUAUUUUUGCAUACGUAGAUGCCCCAGGCUAUCAGAUAUUGAAGAACCUGAACAUCAUAAGUACUGGUGUCUUGUACAGGAUUAUACUGAAGAAAAAGUUGAGCGAGAUUCAGUGGGCGGGCUUCAUCCUGUUGUGUUGUGGAUGCACCACUGCUCAGUUGAAUUCAAAUUCUGAUCGUGUACUUCAGACAUCUCUUCCCGGUUGGAUUAUGGCAAUUAUUAUGGCUCUUUUAAGUGGUUUCGCCGGAGUGUACACAGAGGCUAUUAUAAAAAAGCGGCCGUCAAGGAAUAUAAAUGUACAGAACUUCUGGCUAUAUGUCUUUGGGAUGGCUUUCAAUGCUGUUGCUAUAGUGAUCCAAGAUUUCGAUGCCGUUGCUAAUAAGGGAUUCUUCCAUGGUUACUCAUUCAUAACAGUACUCAUGAUUCUUAACCAUGCUCUCAGUGGCAUUGCUGUGUCAAUGGUGAUGAAAUAUGCAGACAAUAUCGUAAAGGUGUAUUCAACAUCAGUGGCAAUGCUUCUCACGGCGGUUGUCUCUGUAUUCCUCUUCAAUUUUCAUCUCUCACUUGCCUUCUUUUUGGGCUCAACGGUUGUCUCUGUUUCAGUAUAUUUGCACUCAGCCGGGAAGCUACGAUAGUAAAAGAAAGAUCUCUGAACUUUGUCUGACAACAAAGAUCCACCACUAUUCUAGCACAGGGGGAUAAACUUUUGAACAAUUGCGAUUUUGUAUUUCGUGUAUAUUUGAUAUACAUUACUGUCUGAAAGUGAAACUAUAUUGUUGAAACAUUGCAUUUUAUAUAUAAGAUAAUUCAUUCUU